CAGGUGGCUGCUCGGCCGGUUGCAGGUGCGGCUCCUCUCGGUGGAGGAGGGCCCUGAGCAGGCGGGGCCAGGCGGGAGCGCCUCUGCCAUUGGCCCAGCCCAGGCUGCACCUGCCCGGAGCCGGCAGGCCCUUAGCACAAAGUCCGGGGGCCCAGGCCAAGGAGGCAGCAGUCCGUGGCAGCGCAGGUGGGUCCCCGCCCUCGGCCAGGCAAGAUGCCCCUGGGGCUGCGGAGAAAAAAGAAAUUCACUACCAAGGAGACCUCCCGGCUGGUGGAGGGCGAGCAGACGAAUGCGGCCGGCGGCAGCCUCCCCAGCCUCCCGGCGCCCACCUGCAGGCUGGUUUUCCACACGCAGCUGGCCCACGGCAGCGCCACGGGCAGAGUGGAGAACUUCUCCAACAUCCAGGAGCUCUACGCCAAGAUCGCGGGCGUGUUUGAGAUUUCGCCGUCGGAGAUCUUAUAUUGCACUUUAAAUACACCUAAAGUUGACAUGGGAAAACUCUUAGGAGCACAGAUAGGUCUUGAAGAUUUCAUAUUUGCCCAUGUGAAAGGGAUCAAAAAAGAAGUGAAUGUGUAUAAAUCUGAGGAUUCACUUGGUCUCACCAUUACAGAUAAUGGUGCUGGCUAUGCUUUUAUAAAGAGAAUUAAAGAUGGCAGCAUAGUUGACUCAGUUAAAACAAUCUGUGUGGGGGAUCACAUUGAAGCCAUCAAUGGAGAAACUAUCGUUGGGUGGCGUCACUUUGAUGUUGCUAAGAAGUUAAAGGAAUUAAAAAAAGAGGAACUCUUUACCUUGAAGUUAAUAGAACCUAAGAGGGCUUUUGACAUGGAGCCCCGGUCAAAAGCUGGAAAGUCAUCAACAGGAAGGAUUGGUACUGGAAGGGAGACACUUCGCCUGAGAUCAAAAGGUCCUGCCACUGUGGAAGAAGUGCCCUCUGAAACCAAAGCAAAGGUGAUUGAAAAGGUUGAUGAUCUUCUUGAAUUGUACAUGGGAAUUCGGGAUAUCGAUUUAGCUACUACAAUGUUUGAAGCUGGAAAGGACAAAGGUAAUCCAGAUAAAUUUGCUGUGGCACUUGAUGAAACCCUUGGAGACUUUGCGUUCCCAGAUGAAUUUGUCUUUGAUGUUUGGAGAGUCAUUGGUGAUGCCAAACAAGGAUGAUUAUGAUGUGAAAGAUCGUCUCUGGAGGAAUGAACCACUGUUCCUUAAAAAAAAAAAAAAAAGUUAAAAUCUUCUUUUAGACACUGUUAUGGACUCUGGCUUGUUUUAUAUAUAUGAAUACAUUCUUUUGAAAUAUAAUUUUGAUUUCUGGGCACUUUUUAAUGCAGUUGCAUAUGUAGUAUGCUUAAGAUAAAUUACCUAAAACGUGAUCAAUUUUAAUACUCAUUUAAAAGCUUUUUAAAGUUAGUUUUAGAGAGUAUUUCUAGAUAGGUUAUUUUGUUCCCCAUUGACAGCCAUGUUUUGUUUUCCACGUGUAAGUAGUUGAUUGCAAUCGCCUUGUAGUUCUUUUGCAAAAUCUUAAUGCAGUGAAAACGAGGAUUGGAGUAUAAUUUGCCUCAUAACAUCUUCAUUUUGUUAUACUAGCUUGAACAGGAUAUGUUCGUGACAUGAAAUACUAAUUAUGCCUACUAGAGGUCUAGAAACAUUUUUUUAAAAAAAUCCACUGAAUAAGGGGAGGAAGAUUCCUAUAGCCUGUUGAUGUCUAUGGCUUACUUACUCUCUUUGUAAAACAAGGAUUGAUUGACUUUUAUUUUUUGCUUCUUUGUAAUUGCUUCCUUGCUUCUUAAACAUGUUGAAAUCUAUUGUGUUGUGUAUGUAUUUGCACGUGUAGAAGAAGGUGAAAAAGAGGCAGAUACGGUAGAAACCACUUAUAUUUGAUUUUUCUUUUUUUAGCAGUUCUUACAACACUAUUUCUUUUCCAUCCAUACCUACUGUUAUGUUACCCUUUAUAAGCAUUCCAGGGAAAGUUUUUAUAGUCUUUGUAGAACUUUUCUUUUGAAAGAUGUUUACUCAGAAAAUAACUAUGUUUGAGAACAUUUUUGGGGGUUAAAGAGCAACAGUUUUAAGCCUCCUGAACUUAAAAGGAGAUACUAUCAGCAGUCGAUUUCCCCCUAGGGAAAAUGCAGGAGGAAGGGAAAAUUGAGAAAAUAUAUUAGCUUAUUAUUUUAGAGCUCUAAUGCACUCUCUCUGAAACCUUACAUGAUUGAGAAAAUUGAGGGUAAAUGACUGUUUUAUCACUCUUACUUGACAUUUUACAGAUGUUAAGAGAAAUGGAAAUGAAUGGUUUCAACAUAGAUCGUUUAAUAAGGCAGAGCAUGGUGUGACCAAGCGUUCUUCUAAAGUGUUAGAUGGAAAAUGCUGCAUGCUGCCGUGGUAAUCAGAAAUAAUAACCUGUGAGGGGUGUAUUCUAGGAAAUCAGAAGUACUUCCCUUUUCAUGCUGGGUUGAUGCUUAGAUAACUCUUGUUUUCUGGUGCAACUUCACUUUUACUGCUUUCCGCUCUCUUUUUUUCAAUAAAUUUAAUGCUAUGAA
Messenger RNA from Balaenoptera ricei (Rice's whale), 2525 nucleotides. It is a transcript of the gene GIPC2, whose product is annotated as GIPC PDZ domain containing family member 2. The coding region runs from base 214 to 1155 and encodes 313 amino acids. Gene Ontology annotation, molecular function: protein binding. The transcript has 6 exons. The record is from RefSeq and is a predicted model, not a curated record. NCBI's taxonomy places the organism in Eukaryota, Metazoa, Chordata, Mammalia, Artiodactyla, Balaenopteridae.